Molecule: messenger RNA, 873 nt
Organism: Triticum urartu
Lineage: Eukaryota; Viridiplantae; Streptophyta; Magnoliopsida; Poales; Poaceae
Product: transmembrane protein (DUF788)
Biological process (GO): vacuolar protein processing
Cellular component (GO): intracellular membrane-bounded organelle
Source: RefSeq, a predicted model, not a curated record
GACUGACUCGACAGAGAAACUACACACCGGAAGAGAGAAACCCCAACGACGACGAGGGAGAGAAGGGAAGGAUCUCGUGCAGCUCGGCCAUGGCGAACCAGGGAUCCAAGAAGAUUGUGGAGAGGAACAGGAAGCGCAUGGAUCUCCUCUGGCGCAUAAUCCUCGUGUCCAACGUUAUUUACAUAGUAGUGAGGAUGGCUGUAAUGUACUCUUCUUUCACCUGGAAGCAUUGGAUUGGCCUCGUGGUGACAUCUGCUGCAUACUUUCUUUCAUACAAGCAACUCGCUAGUAUGACAAAGCCCGAAUAUUCUGACGCGGACAAUCGUGAACUUCUGAGUUCGGGUUAUGACUUGGCCACCGGUGGGCUUUCCGAAUAUAUAGAGGAUGUGAUAUACAUCACAGCAUUUGUGCAGCUUACGUCCAUUAUUUCUGGAAAAUUUUGGUGGACAUAUCUGGUGAUACCAGCUUUCGGUGGAUACAAGAUCUUUUUUCUGUUGAAGGGAACAUUCUUCGGUGGUGGUUCAGAGGGUGAAGUCGAAGAUGAGAAGUCUCGAAAGAAGAGGGAGAAAAUGGAGAAAAAGGCAUCUAGAGGGAAGAUGGUCAAAACCAGGACCCGUUGAUAUGACACAUACAUACCCUGUGGAAGAGUAGGUUGGUUUCUCAUAUCAUAGCUGUCCAAGUAGAGUGCAAGCUGUUGGUGAGUUUGCUAACAUGGAUGAUAUGAUUCAUGUAUCAUUUGAUCCGACAGCUAGCACAAAUGUCAACUAAUCUUAAAGUUGUGAUGAAUACCAGCAUUGGUAUUUGUAUAUUUCCUGACCCUUCUGGUUAUGUAAACCAACAAUGAGGCAUGGUAACCCAGACAUCUUAGUGACA